CCCCGCCCCCUUGAAUCCGCCACUGAGAUCUAACUGUAGAUUAACGAUUUAUUUUAUUUAUAUUAAGAUUAAUUGCUGUGUCAUAACCUGACGUUGAAAGAGUAGAAGUAGGCAGCAACGCACAUAGAUCUAAAAUGAUCAUUAAUCGCACAGAUUAGGCCAAAAUGGAUAUAGACAAAUACCUUGAAAGAAUCGGUUAUUUUGGGCGCUACCAAACUACUCUUCUUAUAAUACUACCAAUACUUCAAGGCGUCUUUCCGAGUUGGCAAGUGCUUUCAUCAGUUUUUAUUCUGUACGAACCGCCGCAUAGAUGCAAGACAGACGCUGCUGCUAAUGUUAGCAUACCCAUCGGAGAGGAUGGAAAACCUUCAAAAUGUAGCAUGUACAAAUAUGACGAAGAUACCAUCUACCAAAACGAGACAACUUAUUGUGAGAACGGUUGGGUGUAUGAUGAUUCGAAAAAGGUUGUUUCCUUGGUAACUGAGUUGGACUUAGUAUGUGAUCAAGCGAUUCUUUCUCCGAAUGCUGUCUCAAUAUUUUUCUGCGGUGUUCUGUUUGGUUCCGUCAUCAACGGUCAGUUAUCAGAUAUGUAUGGACGCAAGUUUGUUUCCUGGAUGGGGUUAAUUGGCGUGAUUGUCACUGGCGUAAUAAUAACUUUCGUUCAUAAUUACAUUGCAUUCGUUAUUAUUUGGUUCGUGGUCGCCAUGUGUAUAAUGGCUACUAUGACGUGUACCUUCAUUUUGUUGCUUGAGCUAUUCCCGCCAAAACAACGGGCGAUUGCGUGCUGUAUUUCAACAAUAGCAUGGGGAAUUGGACUGUGUUUGGUUACACCUAUCGCUUACUGGUUUCAAAAUUGGCGCCAUUUUCAACUAGCUAUUACCCUUCCUAUGAUAUUAUUUUUGCCCCUCUGGUGGUUUGUCGUAGAAUCUCCGAGAUGGCUUCACACUAAGGGCCGUCACAGUGAUGUAAGGAAAAUUAUAGAGAAAAUGGGUAAAUUCAACGGAGUAGACUGCGCCUUUCUAGAUGAAUCUGCAUCAAACGGACAGAAAUCAUUAUUGGUUUUGGAUCAGACAGCACCUGAAGAUACAUUUAAUGACAAGUCGAAGUCUCAUAGAAAAACUUACUCCCUUUUUGACACUCUACGGACACCAAACCUGCGGAAGUAUACAAUAAUAAUGUUCUUCAUGUGGCUAGUGAACAGUUUAGUUUACUACGGAUUGGCUCUUAACUCGUCUUCACUGGCUGGUGAUCGCUUUCUAAACUUCUUCAUUCUCGGAUUAGCAGAAGUGCCGGCCUACGUUUUUGGAUUGUGGGCAUUGCAAAGAUACGGUCGCCGCAGGCUGCUACUUUGCUUUCACGUGAUUGCUUCUGUAGCAUGUAUUUUGACAAUUGCUAUCCCUCCGAAAUCAGGGGAUGGUAAAAACCUAUCAGUGCUCAUCACGACCUCGGCUUUCAUCGGCAAAUUAUCUAUUACGUUGACAUAUACAAUUGUUUGGAUCUUCUCUUCAGAAAUUUUUCCAACUGUUAUCAGAACCAUUGGAAUCGGAGAAUGUUCCAUGAUGGCGCGAAUUGGUGGUAUUUGUGCCCCCUACGUCAUGUAUACGGGAAAAUCCGUUACAUGGAUACCAAUGGUCUUAUUUGCCGUCCUUUCGCUGUGUGCUGGCAUUGCCGUGUUGGUGUUGCCUGAGUCCUUCAAUCGCCCUCUACCAGAGACAAUCGAAGACGGAGAAAACUUCAAAGAUGUGAAACCCGUGACGGCAGCAUAUUCACGCGCGCCCAACGAGGAUGAUUAUGGCGAUAAUGAAACUUCAAAAGUUUAGAUCUAAAUUGCUGUAGAAAUUAUAUAUGUUUAUAACAAUGACCAUUAUUUUAAUAUGUAGGCCUAUGGAAUAAUUUUAUAUUUUGUAACCCAAAUUUUUAAUCUGGCCAAAUUGUACCAAAUGUUUGGGCUGAACUUCUCAUUCAUAUUUUAUAAUUUCUUUCAACAGAAGAUAAAUAUCUAUACUGUUUGAGUCCAUACAACGGGUGUCAGGACUUAACUGUAUAGCCUUCUCCAUCGAGUUUGAGUUGAUUAUUCCCAUUUUUUGUAGUUCAUAAAUGUUGAUCCCGAACGCACCCGGA
Molecule: messenger RNA, 2121 nt
Organism: Anneissia japonica
Lineage: Eukaryota; Metazoa; Echinodermata; Crinoidea; Comatulida; Comatulidae
Product: organic cation transporter protein-like
Exons: 10
Coding region: 165-1820 (551 amino acids)
Biological process (GO): transmembrane transport
Cellular component (GO): membrane
Molecular function (GO): transmembrane transporter activity
Source: RefSeq, a predicted model, not a curated record